AUGCUUGGGAUUUGGAUACUUGCACUAUGCCUGCUCAGCGCAGCAGAAGGUUCAGAAGUCUGCUAUGACAGGCUGGGAUGUUUCUCCGACAGUGUGCCAUGGUCUGGAACCGUAGAAAGACCAAUCCAGAGGUUACCCUGGAGUCCAGACAAGAUAGAUACUCGCUUCCUCCUCUUCACAAGAGAAAAUCCUGAUAGCUAUCAAGUAAGAACUACUGUGAGGAUCUCAGCUGAUUCCUCCAUUGGCUUCUCCAACUUUAAAACAAGCAGGUUAACCAGAUUCAUCGUCCACGGUUUCAUAGACAAGGGAGAAGAAAACUGGCUGUUAGAUAUGUGUAAGAGGUUGCUCACUGUGGAAGAUGUGAACUGCAUCUCUGUUGACUGGAAGAAAGGCUCAAGAUGUAUGUACACCCAGGCAUCAAACAACGUCCGUGUUGUGGGUGCUGAAAUAGCUUACUUUGUGAACACCCUUAAGGACACAUACGGAUACUCUCCAGCCAAUGUUCACAUUAUUGGUCACAGCCUUGGAGCACAUGUGGCAGGCGAAGCUGGCAAGAGGCGUCCAGGAAUUGGAAGAAUUACUGGACUGGACCCUGCUCAGCCUUACUUUCAAGGGACUCCCAUUGAAGUCAGACUGGAUAAAACUGAUGCCGAGUUUGUUGAUGUCAUCCACACAGAUACAGCUCCCACAGUCCCCUACUUAGGGUUUGGCAUGAGCCCAGCUAUUGGACAUCUUGACUUCUAUCCAAAUGGAGGAGUGGAAAUGCCUGGAUGUGAAAAGAAUGCUGUGUCACAGAUUGUAGAUCUCGAUGGCAUCUGGGAAGGAACUCGGGACUUCAUGGCUUGCAAUCACCUGCGGAGUUACAAGUAUUACUCUGACAGUAUUAUCUACCCUGAUGGAUUUCUGGGCUAUUCGUGUGAUUCAUACAAUGCUUUUCAAACAGGAAGCUGCUUCCCAUGCCCAGCGGAAGGAUGCCCGAAUAUGGGUCACUAUGCAGACAGGUUCAAAGGGAAAAUUAACCGUGACACCGUGAAACUUUACCUGAACACUGCAGAAGCCAAGGACUUUCCUCUUUGGAGAUACAAAGUAACUGUGACCCUCUCUGGAAACAGCCAUGUGACAGGAUAUGUAAACAUUGCCCUCUAUGGAAGCAAUGGGAACACAAGACAGCACCAGAUUGUCAAGGGAACCCUCAAACCAGACAACACUUACACAGGCUACAUUGAUGCAGAAGUUAAACUUGGAACAGUUACAAAGGUUAAAUUCCUCUGGAACAACAAUGUGAUAAACCCAUCUCUUCCUAAACUAGGAGCUGCAACUGUUGUAGUACAGUCUGGAGAAGACAGGAGAGAAUACCGUUUCUGUGGCUACGAGACAGUGAGAGAGGAUGUUCUGCUGACUCUUACUGCUUGCUAA
Messenger RNA from Melopsittacus undulatus (budgerigar), 1416 nucleotides. Its product is annotated as pancreatic triacylglycerol lipase-like. The record is from RefSeq and is a predicted model, not a curated record. The transcript has 12 exons. Lineage: Eukaryota; Metazoa; Chordata; Aves; Psittaciformes; Psittaculidae. Gene Ontology annotation, molecular function: protein binding; triacylglycerol lipase activity. Gene Ontology annotation, biological process: lipid catabolic process. The coding region runs from base 1 to 1416 and encodes 471 amino acids.